This is a messenger RNA of Adineta ricciae, 663 nucleotides long. Lineage: Eukaryota; Metazoa; Rotifera; Eurotatoria; Adinetida; Adinetidae. The record is from the annotation of a GenBank genome assembly.
AUGUCGUCUACACCACAAAUGAUCAAUACCGGAAGGCUUCCUUCCGAAACGAAUUCGACAUUCCAGGCGAUAAACUUGCUGGCAGACGACUCUUAUACUGAAGCAUCGUUUGAUCUACUAUCAUCCAACCUAAAUAUUCUCGGAGACAGCGAAUUUUUAGAGACGCUUGAUAAUGUUGAUUUGAACGAUCCGGAAUUCAAUAAGUUUUUAGGUGAUUUUAGUAAGGAUAAUUUACUCGCAGAACUGCCCAAUUCGACUACUGAUCCAUACACUUAUCAAUAUGAUUCAAUGCGGAUGCCACCAAGUGAAGCUACCAACAGCGAUACGAUCUCAUCAUUAGACUCCGUUUCAGAUGAAUCCAGAUCGAAUAUUGCUUCUGUUUCUCAAUGGACUCGAUUUGGGAAUAAGAAAGUACUCAAAUAUACGGAAGAAUACCAACGUCGACGAUUAAACAACAAUAGAGCGGUACAGAAAAAUCGAGAGAAAGCUAAAGAAACAAAAAGAACACGAGAUUUACGAUUAGCAAUAUUACUCGAAGAAAAUCAACGGCUAAUUAGUACCGUCGAUUCGUUAGCAAAAGAAAUUGGACUGUUAAAAUCAGUCUGCGAAGCAAAUAGUCUUAAGUUACCUAUCAGUAAAACUCAAUCAAAUAGAUUGCAUUGA